AUGUCCUCGAGGCAGUAUAAUAAUUCCGAAACUCGCACUGUCCUUGGAAACAAGCCAUAUUUUAAGAGUUCUAUUCGACCCAGUCGCUCAGUUUCACCAAAUGAUAGCGAUCGACUUCAGAACUCCAACCGCAACUGCGUUAAUCGUCAUGCCCACCAACCUAAGGGCGCAGAAAGCAAUGAAUCGUGCAAAGUACCAGGGGAGUGGAUCCCCUAUACACUUCGCCAUUCCUUUCUGGCUAUGUUGAGUUUUAUUAGCGCCUCUCUCUGUUUGAUCACCUUUAUACUGUGGUGGAGAUCCUCGACGAACUAUGGCCUUGGACCCGAUGAUGGCUCCUCAGCACUGCUUUUCGGCUGGAGAUACACCCCAACCAUGAUCAGUGUGAUAUAUGUCCAACUUACCGCUAUGCUAUUUGACGAUGUAGAGCGCACAGAGCCUUUUGCUCGACUAGCCCGACCAGAUGGAGCCGAUGCGUCGUCGUCUGUUCUUCACUCACCCGGUCCUUGGUGGGUAUCUCUACAUGAUGGCUUUGCCAAGAAGAAGCACGGGAGUCGCAGUUGGACCUUGAUCUGCGCAGCGUUGGUCAAUAUUCUGGGAUUCCUAGCUAUCUCAACUCUAUCAUCGGCCUAUCUGUAUUCAGAAGAUGUCAUCGUCCCACAGUCGACAGGCUCUUCUCUGCCUAUCGAAGCGGACCGUACCACACACUUUCGGACUAUCGCCAACCUUUUGCAAAACGUUUCUACUUCGCCAUGGAUUACGGAUGAAUACACAAUCCUACCGAUCUGGCCGACCGGUCUGGAAGAAGAGCCUAUCAACACCUUACCUACGGACUCAUCACAAAAGUGGCAAGGCGAGACAACCAUGUUCAAGACCGAGUUGACUUGCACUCAAAUGAAGGUGGAAGCCGAACGUACUGGGCAGUUCGUGAUUCAAAAGGGCUAUGGGGCAUCGGACGCAGUUUCCAUUAUCUGGUCAUCACCUAAUGGCUGCGAAUAUGGGCUAGUGGCUAGCAUGGACCUAUUUACCGAGGGAGGAGGCAGUUGGUCCAACGCAUCGACCUUCUUCGAAGGAGAAGACGUCCUAUUCACUUCAGAGCACUUUUCGCUUUCCAAUUCUACAGCAGAAUGUGAUGGCCACGAAAUCAUUGUCGUCACCGAGCCUUGGACCAACACUAGUGGUAGCUACGUGGCCCAGCUGUGUGAGACCAGAUACUACAUGGCUAAUAUCACCGUUUCGAUUGAGCUGGAUGGAGAUGAGCCAGAGAUCUCUUUCGACGAGAGGGCUUUCAACCAAAACAAACUCAUCAUCCCGGAUACCCUGGUCAACACAACCCAUUUCCAAGAUCUCGUACUUAAUGCCGACUGGACUACUUAUAUGAUAUCCAUACUUUGGGACACCGCUGUCAUGGGCGGUGCCGCUGUUUUACUUGGGGCUCUAUAUGACUACAACACUACCAAGCUAGUCAACGACCCAAACUUGGUUUCCUCCGCUGCGAAGGCAAAGCAACGGUAUUUUGGUGAAACUUUACAGGCAUCCUUGAGACAGCAAGAUGCUUCUCAAAAGAUGUCUAUGCAAGGUACUGUCCGUGCUGUUCAGGCCCGGGUAGUGGUCGAGACUGGUGCCGCAAUCGCCCUUGGAGUUCUUUUUGCCGUUUCUUUUAUCCUCGUGGUUGUCGUCUGGUGGCGCUCGAGGCUGCGAUACAGACCGCUAAACUUGAAGAAGGAUCCCGCGACAAGUACUGGCGUGGCCUGCUUGAUAAGUCAGAGCCCAAGGACAAGAUAUGAAUUCCGGUAUUUGAGGCAACCUUCAACAAAUGAUAUGCAAAGCAAGCUGAAAGGUGAGAUAUUCUACACGGAUUCCCAGGGCAUCUCUCGUGUCAACCAUAACAACCUCGCCAACCAUGAUUCAACCCAAUCUGAGAACGGAACCCCCAAGCUCCUCCGCUUGCCAGCUCUAAUUGGUCUGGUCAUUUCCCUCAUUGCCGUUGUCGUUGGCCUUGCGGUCCUCUAUCAUUAUGCCGAAGGCUCCGACUUGUAUGCCAAAGCGUUUGUAUACCAAUUCGACCUAAAUUUUAUGAGAAGCAGUAUGUCCAGCAUUGCACCAUUCUCCAUGAUCCCUACUGUUGUAGCCGUGGGACUUGGCCUUUGGUGGAGUGCCAUCGACGACAACUUCCGUCGACUGCAGCCAUAUCUGGGCAUGACUAGACAUAGUCUGCCAAUCCGGUCAGGCGUUGACUUGUCUUACCAGUCCUCGUACUGGUUUUGGGCGGCUGGAAAAGCCGCCUUUCACAGACAUUGGCUUCUUUUCAUUGUUACUCUAGGGUCUACUAUUUCCCCCGUGUUCACAACCGCAAUGUCUGCUGUGUUCGAUCGUGGAACCGGCACCAUUGCCCAGCCCAUCACACUCCAACGUUCAUUGGAAAUUCGGAGCAUUCCACACGUUUUCAGUACACUGCAGUCACUAUACCCGCAAAACUCCAAUGAUUAUACGGCAACCAUCCUCGCGAACCUUUAUGAGGACAUAUCUUCCUACUGGAUGUAUACCGCUACAAUUCAACUGGCUAUGAAUGGCUCCGAGCCUGCUUGGAGCAAAGACGGCUGGAGCUUUGUGCCACUCGAUCUUGACAGCAUCUCUGCCAACACCUCACUAUCCAAGCUUGGUGCGAGCCAAGCGGACGACCUAGGCUCAUCCUCACAAACUAAUGUCACAUUCAAUACUCCUGCCAUUCGAGGCCGUAUUGAAUGCAGCCAUGCCCCAUUACAGGCUUUGGCUAACGUUUCCAACUGGCUUACAACGACGGACUUGACCAACCACACUAUCUGGAACAAAACCACGAUCCCCAGCGGUCUCCAGGGGGGUUAUCAGCUGGGCAGCACAUAUCAAAACAGGCAAUACCCUGGAACCAUAACGCCGUUAGUGUCUGGUCAGAACUGGACAUCGUGUCCUGGGUGCACUUCCGUCUUUGUCAACCCAUCCUCGAUCGUUUGCUGUGGCAAUGGAACCGCCGACGGAGGAAGCGUGGGGGUCGGAUACUGGUCCCCAAACGUGAAUCUCGAUUUGUGGUCUCCGCGCGCUUGGCAGGACAACUUCACAGCUAAAUGGUUCUAUGGUGAUGCCUAUACGGGAAUCAAGGCAAACCCGUAUCAAGGGACUCCAGACAUCGGACUGCUUUUCCCCGCUCCCCCUUCCCUCUCCAUCUUAAACUGUAAGCCAGUAGUUGAGACCGCUGAUGCAAGAGUGACUGUGAAUCCUUCCAACGGCAACAUUCUCUCAUUCAACAUCACAAGCACACCGGAGACUGCCCCUGAUGCCUUCGCCGACAACUAUCUCCCUCACAACAAAACGGAAAUCCGCAUGCGAGAUGGCUACAUGUACUACAAUGUGACAUUGAGCUACGGUCGACUCUUCACCAGCACCAUGCUGACAGCAGCUGACACAGCGCACAUCGGCGGCGCAGGCCAUGUAAUAGGGUACACCACUGAGGAUCUCGACGACAACACAUAUAAUAUCCGCGACGAGAUGAAUGGCCUCAACAUGGACUUCAUGACCUAUUCAAUAUUCUCAAUGGCCGGCAAAGAUCCAAAGGCUCUACUCGACGCAGAAACCUUCAAAAAUCUCACAGAAAAGACCUUCACAACCUUCUUCCAGCAUUUCGUCAGCUCUAAUGUUUCCCUGGAGACUGGAGGAUGGGCGUAUCAAAAGAUCAAUGCUAGUCUUCCAAGUUCUCUCGGUCCCGGGCUAGAACUCGUCGGCAACUACCUUCCAGGGACAAAGGCCUCCAAGUACCAAGAUGUCAUGCAUCCAAUUUCCCAUACGAACCGCACAGCCACCGCACACGUCACACAACGCGUAGAACUGCUACAAAUGAACGCCGUCGCCGUCUGGCUCAGCAUCGGAAUCAUGGGCUGGCUAAUCAUCACCACAGCCGUGGUAGCCGUGCUCCAAAAGCGAUACUUCGGAAGCCUAGUCCGCAACGUGGAAAGCCUAGGCGAUGUGCUCGUCCUGAUAGCAGGAAGUGCAAAUCUCCUCCAAGUAGUCCGGGAGAUCCAAUCCGGACGACUAAGACCAGACGACUACAAGCACUUACGGACACGACUGGGGUGGUUCAUUGACGAAGAUGGAGGAUUGCGGUGGGGCAUCGAGAUGGAAGAGAGUUUUGCAGAAGGGCCGGGCGUGAAUUGGGUCUCUGAACCACAGUUCUCGAAGGAGAAGGGGGGAACGCGGACGUGGACGAUUCAUGAGGUGGAAUCUCCGUGA
Molecule: messenger RNA, 4257 nt
Organism: Penicillium maclennaniae
Lineage: Eukaryota; Fungi; Ascomycota; Eurotiomycetes; Eurotiales; Aspergillaceae
Product: DUF3433 domain-containing protein
Exons: 4
Coding region: 1-4257 (1418 amino acids)
Source: RefSeq, a predicted model, not a curated record